AGAGGCGUCUGCGGCGGGCUGCGAACUAGGCGGCGCGGCUUUCCGCGGGCUCCUUCCGGAAGCGGAAGGCCGGAGGGCGGGCCGAGGGCGUCCGGGAGUUCACGGCGGUUAAUUCCUUUUACCCUGCAGUGUUGCUUUCUUUGGUCUGGGCUUCACGGAGACUGCGAGAGAUGGUUAGGUCCGGAUCUCGACAAGGCCAGGUGUUAUCUUCAGGAAAGCACGCCGCACCUGCUAAAUUAACGAAUGGAAAGAAGUCGACUUAUUUAAGAAAGAUAUCACGUUUUAAUGCAGAUUCUGGCCAUCCCAUCCAUUCUGAUUCAGAAAGUCAGACGGAAGCUGUACGAGGGCUUGAUGGUUGUGCUUCUUUGCUGCAGAACAUUUUGAGAAAUGAAGAUUCAGGUUCAGAGAUAGCAUAUUCAGAAAAUAGAUAUAAUCCUAGACCUUUGGAGGGCAAAAGGUAUGGAUCUAAAAAGAAAGGACAUGAAAAACAUACUCUUCCUUCAUUAGUCCGGAAAGAAAUUUUAUCUUCAGAUUAUAAGAAACAGAUAUCUAAUGAAACUUCUGCUGGAAGUGAAAGAGACUCCUCAGAUAUACCACAAAAUUGGUCAUUCCAAGAUCAUUAUAGAAUGUACUCACCCAUAAUAUACCAAGCCCUCUGUGAGCACGUGCAGACUCAAAUGUCAUUGAUGAAUAACUCGGCUUCAAAGAACAACCCUAAUGGAAUUCCUGCUGUACCUUGCCAUACUGGGUCUGGUUCUGACUCGCAGGCAACUCCACAUUCUAGCCAUGGCUUACCUACUUCCACCCCAGUCCAGUUACCUCAGCAGCUACCCUGCCCCCCAGUGGUUCAUUCUGAAGUUCAGACUGAUGGUGACAACCAGUCUGCAUCACAACAUAAAACAGUUUGUGUGAACUGUACUGAUAUUCUAAGGAAUACCUUUAGUACUAGUCUUGGAGUUCAGUGUAGCCUGCCCAAAACUGACAAAGCAGCUAUUCCAGCAUUUCAGCAGCUGGACCUUGCUAAUGGAAUUCUGCCACAACAAGAAGUUUCUAAGGAACCAGACCUAUUACAGUGUUUCCAAACAUAUAUGAAUCUGUUGCGUUCAUAUCCGGACAGUCAGACACACAGAAGCCCCACUCUAUUACAGCCAGCUGUCUUGGCCACUAAUGAAGAAAAAUGUGUCAAAGAACAAAUUGGAGAGGUUACAAGUGAAGGAAAGGAUUUAAACAUACAUGUGCGAGAUUCAAGAAUAAAAGGUGUCCAGAAAGCAAAAAAUGGGAGCCAGAGUGCUGAAAAAGUUAGAAUUAUAAAGUAUUUGUUGGGAGAGCUAAAGGCCCUGGUAGCAGAACAAGAGGAUUCAGAAAUUCAGAGAUUGAUUACAGAAUUGGAGGCAUGUGUAUCUCUGCUUCCAGCAGCAAAUGGAAACACAAAUAUUCAAGUUGAAAUAGCACUGGCCAUGCAACCACUAAGAAGUGAAAAUGCUCAGUUACGUAGGCAGUUGAGAAUUUUGAACCAGCAGCUUAGAGAACAAGGAAAAACUAAAAAGGCAUCUGGUUCUCAGGAAUGCAACCUUGAAUUGUUUUCCCUUCAAUCAUUGAAUAAGUCACUGCAGAAUCAAUUACAGGAGUCACUAAAGAGCCAGGAAUUACUACAAAGUAAAAAUGAAGAGCUUUUAAAAGUGAUCGAAAAUCAGAAAGAUGAAAACAAAAAAUUUUCUGAUAUAUUUAAAGAGAAAGAUCAAACUAUACUUGAAAAUAAACAGCAAUUUGACAUUGAAACAACUAGAAUUAAAAUCGAAUUGGAGGAAGCCUUAGUCAACCUGAAGAGCUGCCAGUUUAAGUUAGCAGCUACUGAAAAGGAAAAUCAGGUAUUGGGAAUAACAUUACGUCAGCGUGAUGCUGAGGUGACUCGACUGAGAGACUUAACGAGAACUUUACAGAGCAGUAUGGCAAAGCUUCUCUCAGAUCUUAGUAUGGACACUGCUCGCUGCAAGCCUGGAAAUAAUCUUACUAAAUCACUUCUGAACAUUUAUGAAAAACAACCUCAACAUGACCCAGUCCCUGCUCAAAUUUCCAUAAUGAGCUACCUAAAUAAGUUAGAAACAGAUCCUACUUUUACUCAUUCAGAGCCACUUUGUGAAAUUAACAAUGAGGAAAACAUAGUGCCAGAUAGGCCCUAUGAAAAUGUUCUGCCUUCCAAAGGCCCUCAACAUAGUGACCCUAGGAGCAUGGAGGAAGCAUUGGCCCCUGGAAUCAUUUCUACCCUUUCAAAACAGCAUUCUGAUGAGGAGAGCAAAAUUACAACUUUAAUAGAAGGUGAUUGUAAUCUGGAUAAUACAAUUUAUAUUCCGUUUGCCAGAAGUACUUCUAAAAGGAAAUCACCGCUAUCUAAAAGAUUAUCCCCCCAGCCACAGAUCAGUGUAACUCGACCACCACUGCUCAGCAACAGUGGACCUGUCUCAGAAAAAGAAAAUAGAACAUGUGCACCCGGAGUUUGUUCUUCCUCCAAAAAGGAGGCAGAACAUGCAUGUGAGAAACUUUCCACAACAGCUGAAAUGGAGGACAAGCAGCUCCUCAAGAAAAUAAAGGAAGCCAUCUGCAAGAUCUCUGCUGCCACUGAGGGGCCACAGGAACCAGCUGUGUGUCAUGGCCCUUCCACUUGUCAGAGCAGCAGCUUUCAAGUGAAAAGUAGUACUGUCUGUGAUGGUAGCUUUUUAAAUUCCGACUUGAUGUCUGACUGGAGCAUCUCUUCUUUUUCAACAUUUACUUCUCGUGAUGAACAAGACUUCCGAAAUGGCCUUGCAGCACUGGAUGCCAACAUUGCUAGGCUCCAGGAAUCCUUAAGGUCUGGUGUUCUAGAGAAGUGAACUCAGGAAAAAAAAUUGAGUAUCUCUUUUUAAUAAUAGAACUUGGGUAUGUGGAAUACAUAUUUUAAAUUUUUGUAUAGAGAAAUGAUGUUUUAUAUUAAUUAUGUGUGAAAAAAUAAAUUUAAUAAUUUAUUAUUGGAAUAUAUUGAUACUGUGGAACUUAUAAAAACAGGUCAUCUUAAAUUUACAUUUGCUAAGAGAAGAAAGUUGUAGAUAACUAGGGACAUAUUAUAAAUAAUAUUUUAUUUUAGUACUUAGCAAUUUGAGUUCUUUUAUUAUCCUGCUGGGCAAAGGGUGCAGGUUGGAACAGUUCUCUAAAGGAUAAUUAGAAGCGAGUCCUGGGGUACAAUUUACUGUGUUCAAACUAGAGUUUCUCUUUUAGGAUUCCUUUUUGUUUUUUUAAUAUCAUUGUGUUUUUUAUAUGGGAUUCUCUGCUAUAGGCUAGUGUUUUGGGUGAGCUGUAUGAACAUUUAAGACAGAAAGUACUCCACCUCUUAAAAAAAAUUAAGUGAUCAACUAAAAUACAGGUAACAUCCUAAGUUAGCAUAUGGUUUCUUAAAGUUUUGGCACUUCUAUUUAUUUUUAUCCUGAAUGCAUAUUUAAGGUCAUAUGAUAUGCAUAGAAACAUAAGAGUUCAGUUAAACUUCAAGGUGGAAUAUGACCCUAACAAAAUGGAAGAGACAUUGCGUUUCAUAGAAGUUUAGAGGAGAAAGCCUAAAAGUGGUAGGGGGGACCUAGAAGAGAAGAAACUUCAUUUGUAUCUUAAAGAAUGUAUAGGCUUUGAAUAAUCCUAUGAGUAUCCUCAAAAUGUUUAUCCCAUAAACAGUAUCACAAAAUUCAGAGGCUGAUUGAGUGGUAUAUUAAGAGUGUGGUAAGUACACUAACCUGACUAAAAUAGAGAAGUCAAGAUUAUAUGAUAAUGGUAAUAAUAAUAGAUGAUAACACAUUAAGAAGAGUUGGGGCCAAAUUGUAGAAUGUUAAAAGCUCCAGGCAGAGGUGUAAUUAUUAAACAUGAUGUCACUGGUGUUUGAAUAUUUUUGGUUGUGGCAGUGCUUUUUUUUUUUUUAAUUGAGGACCACCAGAUGAAAUUGUGUGUUCUUAAAAUUGCAUAGUGAUGGUGAAUAGGAAGGAUUAGAGGAGAGAGAGAGAAUGAAGACCACAAAGAAAGCUGUUAGAGUAGUCUAGACGUAAUAAGCCUUGGGCCAUAAAAAAAGACAAAUCGAAAAUUUUUUGUAGGCUUGGUGAUUUACUAGAAAAUGAAAGAGAUGGGGGAAUCAGAGGUGAUUCCAGUGUUUUCAGUUUGGUCACUUUGAGUCAAACUGAGCAAACGUCGAAAAGGAAAAAUCAAGUUCUUAGUCAAGUUCCAAGUUAACAAAUUCCAAGUUUAGUCUUGAUAAUAGUACUGUAAAUGGAGAGUGGGAUAAGGAGAGAGAGAGUGCCCUCUCAGUAGCCCUCUCUAGAUCUUCAAAAUGUAAAUUACCUCAUCUUAGUCUCAGAGGGUCAGUGUAGCCCCAAAUCACAGCCCUCUCACAGUCCUUUCAUUUGUCCCAGAGUGAGAGAAGCUAUGUGAAGUAUCCCUUAAUCUCUGCCAGGGCAAUUCAGUAUCUCCUGGUAGAUACUGGGUGUAGAAUGGAAAAGAACCAUCUUUCAGCAUUUUGACACUAUUCUACUGUCCUUGCAUCUGAUCUGUGGUGGUUAGUACAGAAACUUUACAACGGGUUUAGUAUUUGUCAAUAUCAUUGAAGAUGAAAGAAGCCGAUUCUGUUUGACCAAGUGUAGAGAGAUCCCAGGGGCAGGGCUAAAGAAACUAGAGAAGUUACAUGGUACACAUUCUUCCCUGAUUCGAACCACCCUCACAGUUUAGCAGAUCUUGCAGAAAUCUUUAUUUUUGACUAAUCAUGGCAUUUAUGUCAAGUGCUGCAAAGGUUAAGAAGGUCUGCUUAAACUGCAUGGAAAGCAGAGCAGAACUGCAAGGCCUAGUUAGAUAGAAAGGGCAUGCAGCCAAAUAACAGCUUACGAAGUAUGUAUCUAGUGCUCACAUUGUGAGGGCCAUCUCUUCAGCUAAAGAUUCAUUCAAUGAAUGAGUUAAGUGAAAGCUCUAAUAUGUGUCAGGUCCUCGUCUGGGCUUAGAGAAUACAGUGAGCAAGACAUAAUCUCUGCCCUUAAGGAACUACAGCGGGAUAUAAGAAAAGGAACAUGUAAUAAGUAUGGUGAAAGAAAACAGGGUUAGAGCACAAAGAAUGACAAAUUGGCUUAAGUUUUAAUUAUUAGGAUAAGAGGCUAUUUCUCAUAAGUUAA
Phyllostomus discolor (pale spear-nosed bat) is the source of this 5165-nucleotide messenger RNA. RefSeq names its product coiled-coil domain containing 14 (gene CCDC14). The transcript is spliced from 13 exons. The record is from RefSeq and is a predicted model, not a curated record. NCBI's taxonomy places the organism in Eukaryota, Metazoa, Chordata, Mammalia, Chiroptera, Phyllostomidae. Bases 171 to 2867 code for a protein of 898 amino acids. Gene Ontology annotation, cellular component: centriolar satellite. Gene Ontology annotation, biological process: protein localization to centrosome.